This is a messenger RNA of Trypanosoma conorhini, 1812 nucleotides long. RefSeq lists its product as uncharacterized. NCBI's taxonomy places the organism in Eukaryota, Euglenozoa, Kinetoplastea, Trypanosomatida, Trypanosomatidae. The record is from RefSeq and is a predicted model, not a curated record. The transcript has a single exon. Bases 1 to 1812 code for a protein of 603 amino acids.
AUGCGGCGCUGUGUAAGCGUGGUCGCGGCGACGCCAACGGCUGCCAUCGCCACCGCGUGGCGAGGCACCGCCCCGGCGAUGGGGGCGUUGGCAACGUGGCAGUCCGCAUACUUCCACUCGUCGAAGUUUAUUGGGAGGAAGUCGGGCGGCGCAAAGAAACCCGGUGCUGGUGCCUCCAUCGGCACAAAGACAACGCCAGCAUCAUCGUCGGCGCCGUCAGCCACCACCACCGCAGCCGCGAGUGGCGGAGCAGCAGGAAACGGGGCGGUUGGCGAAAAAAUGGCGAGAGAGCGUAACGUCGCCGCCCCGGCUGCUACCGCCUCUGCGGGCGUCUCUUCUUCCACUGCCCCUGUUGCUCCGCCUGCCUCCGCCGCCAACAAUAAUAAUAAUGCCGGAAACGCCGCGUCCUCGUCGUCUACUGACUUGGCGUCAGGGAGGGAAGAUGCACUGAGGACUAAAAAGCCACGGGCGCCUCACCGACGCAAGUCCGCGCAAAAAGUGGCUGACGGCGCCGCAUCGCCUGGUCCAGCGAACGAUGCAAUGCGUUUCAAGAAACAGGAACCAACGAAUGUGAACCGUCUGGCGACGGAUGGUGCUGUUUCUGUAGUCCUUGACGAAGAGGAUGUGGUUGUGGAACGUGCAAGCAUUACGAAGCUGUUCAUGCUGUCGGACUCGGUGGCGUCCAUCUUUUGUGCCCUGCCGCAGAACCAGCGCUCCAUUGACAACUACCUCAGGGAAGUGGAUCAGGCGGUGCUUCCACCCUCGGCGCCAGAGUACAGAGUGGACGGAGUGGGCACUCUGCUUCAUAGGGAUUGCAACUCUGCCAGUCCGAGCAACGAGGCAGUGGCGCGGCGAGAGAUUGCAGAGCGUGUUCUUUCCGAGGAGCGGGCGAAUCACACACUGUGUAUCCACGUUCGGGACAUGGACCAGUUGGUGCCGCCGCCCCAUUUGCUGCUUGACAGUGCGGCGAAGCCACCAUCCACGACGAAAUCCACAGGAGGAGCACGCCGUCGAAAGGUCAAGAGACUGGAAAAAAACUCGCGUGACGUACCCACCACAUCCUUGGCACCCAUCGAACGCCUUUUGGCGCUGCAUAAGUGGCAAAUCAAGGCCUUGCAAAAGGCACGUGAGUCUCAAGAACGUUUCAAGGUCCCGGAGGACUACCACGCCAUCACGCGAGUCCGAUUUCAUGAUCCACCCAAGGCAGAUUUGACCGUGGUGCAAGGUAGCGGAUGUGCCAAGACUGUCGCGGAUGUUCUUGCGACAAUGGAUCGAAGUCUGAAUAACGAUGCGAACGCAGAGGACAAUAAAGACGAUGAAAUCUUUAAUCAAAAGGAAACCGCAGAUGGCGAGAAUGGGGCCACGUUGCUUUCAAAGCCGUUCGCACUUAAGCCACUCUUGUCGGUGGUGGCGAGUUGCAUUCCACGUCGUGAACCCGCCCUUGGGUCACGGUGUGGGGAGGAAAUGUUUUUUAGCUCCAGCUCCCCCUUUACCAAUACGGCGGCCACCACGGCAAUGGCAAAGACACGGAGGGCAAAGCGGAUAAAGGGGGCUGGCGCCGCAACAACAAAACUGGCCGGUGCUGCCACCAUGGGAGAGGAGUUGCUGGGUCGCCGCGUGCCACCAAUGCCGCGUUUCACGACACGUGUGACGGUAUUGGUGGAACAUGACGAAUUGGAACCGGUGGAUUUGCUCUCGAUGGCAGAGAGGAGCACGACACGGAAGGACGAUGUGGAUGGUAAGAGGUCGGCAUCACACAAGAAGCGUGUGCCCCGCAUUUACUGCCACAUAGCCGACGGAGGGGAGUACUAA